Messenger RNA from Diospyros lotus (date-plum), 1291 nucleotides. RefSeq names its product peroxidase 3-like. The record is from RefSeq and is a predicted model, not a curated record. The coding region runs from base 65 to 1030 and encodes 321 amino acids. Lineage: Eukaryota; Viridiplantae; Streptophyta; Magnoliopsida; Ericales; Ebenaceae. Gene Ontology annotation, molecular function: heme binding; peroxidase activity. Gene Ontology annotation, cellular component: plasmodesma; plant-type cell wall. Gene Ontology annotation, biological process: response to oxidative stress; hydrogen peroxide catabolic process. The transcript is spliced from 4 exons.
GUAUGGAGGUACAUAGAGAGAGAGAGAGAGAGAGAGAGAGAGGAAGAGAGAGAGAGAGAGUGAGAUGAAGAGCAGUUUCAGUUUGUUCAUUCUCCUUGUAGUUGUAGGAAGCUGCCAUGGAGGAGACUUGAGGAAGAAUUUCUACAAUAAGAGUUGUCCCUUAGCUGAGCAAAUUGUUAAGAACAUCACAUGGAGCAAUGUGGCCAGCAAUUCAGCAUUGCCUGCUAAGUUCCUCAGGUUGCAUUUCCAUGAUUGUUUUGUCAGGGGUUGUGAUGCCUCCGUGUUGCUGGACACUACCGCCAACAACACAGCCGAGAAGGAUGCAAUUCCAAACCGCUCACUUUCAGGUUUCGAUGUUAUUGAUGAAAUCAAGUCCAAAUUGGAAGAAGCCUGCCCUGGCGAAGUUUCUUGUGCAGAUAUACUUGCUUUAGCUGCUAGAGACUCAGUUUCCUUCCAAUUCAAGAAACCCAUGUGGGAGGUGCUAACUGGCAGGAGAGACGGAAGGGUUUCGCUAGCUUCGGAGGCGCUGACAAACCUCCCUUCACCAUUCUUAAACUUCACCAGCCUGAAGCAAAAUUUUGCCAACAAGGGUCUCACAGUUCAUGAUCUUGUUGUGCUAUCAGGGGCACACACCAUUGGUGUUGGACACUGCAAUUUCUUCAGCAACAGGCUGUACAACUUCACCGGGAAAGGCGAUGCCGACCCUUCUCUCAACGCAACCUAUGCUGCCACCCUGAGUGCAAAGUGCACAAGCCUCUCAGAAACUACAACAACCGUGGAGAUGGAUCCGGGGAGCUCUCUAAACUUUGACAACGAUUAUUUCACCAUCUUGAAGCUUCAUGAAGGCCUUUUCCAAUCUGAUGCUGCUCUCCUGACCAACAAGGGUUCCAGCAAGAUUGUCGACGAGCUGCUCAACUCGAACAAAUUCUUCACCGAGUUUGCGCAAUCGAUGAAGCGAAUGGGCGCCAUCCAAGUGCUGACAGGAACUUCAGGGGAGAUAAGGAAGAAAUGCAGUGUUGUUAACUCUUAAUUAAGAAUAUAAUCUUGUGUGUUUUUGGAGUUUGGAGACGUUUUGUGAAGUAGCUGCAGAGUUGGUUCAAAUUGUCGUUAAUUCUUUAAGUAAUUGUAUUUGAAUAAGAUGAUUGGUUUCCUUGGUUUUGUUGUAUUAUAUGAUCAAAGUGUACUGUUUCUGAGAAGCUGUAGAAAUCUUGAUGUUGUAAUUUGGCCUAUUUUUUCUUAUCACUGUGGCUUUAUUAAUUGUCAUUUUUGAGCAUGGCUGAUGAAAAAAUGU